UAGACGCUGGGCACUGACCAUGGCGUCGCUAUUGGAUAUGUUUUGAUUAAAGUUGACGGCCAUUUCAUUUAACGUUUAUUAACGGAUUUUGGGGGGGGAGGGUGUACCUUUGCAUUGGAUCCAGCGCUGCUGGUUGUUAACGGAGGUAACAGCACUGGGACACCGCUAGAAACUGAGGAGCCGAAGUGGGGGGACAACUCAUCAAGUAACGUUACCAGUCAAGGGACUGACCCAGGCUAGGCUAGCUCGUCAGCUCGCUUAAAGUCCUAAAGAGUUCCCGUGUACCUAACGGGAAAAGUCCCAGUAUCAAUGUAUCUAUCUCUUUUGAGGUGAACCGCCCUGAAGGUAAUGUUUAGGCCGUUGCGUUAGUCGGGGUGUAAUAGCGCUUCAAUGGACGGUGCAGGUGCACCACUUGCGGCACCUGCAAAACUUACUAGCUGCAUCGGUGAAGGAGCUAAAGUUAGCCUUACUGCUAACACCCCUAGUCUGGGAGGGGGUGUAUAACCACUGUAUCAACCAAGUAUAAUAAUGUAUAAUCCUAAAUGAUUAUAUUUACUAGGUGCAUGGGUGAAUGAGCUAGGAUUAGCUCCACCACAAACUUUCCUAGUCUAAACAGUAGGGUAUAUACCACCUCUCUUAACCAAGUAUAACAAUAUAGUACAAUCAUAACGUUUUCUAGUAAUUAACUGCUAACUGUCAGAAUACACAAGUGGAGACAGUUGUGUAUUUAACCAUUGGCUUUGAACAACAGAUCCCCUAGCUGGUUAGUUGGUAGCCUACUUUAUUGACCCACUGAGACAUUAUAGAAGAGUGGCGACGUGGAGACGAAGCAGCAGCAUCGGCGUCCUCUCCCUCACAUGGGACUCGGGAACCAGCUCCUGACCUCGGCUUGGGCAGAGCUCGGAGUCUAGCCUCCCCGUGCUGCUCCAUGCGCGCCGUGGACCAGCACCAGCAUGUUAGUUCUGUUACACAGGUCUUCCUUUGAAGUUUACUUUUUGUUAUCAUAGCUUUUGCACCCUAUGGUGCGUCUACGGCCACCGAGAAAUGGCGGCUUUCCCAAACGGUGACGGUGGUGGCGGUGGGAAAGAGGAGCAUGUCUGUUCCGAUGCCCCCGCGGCUCCGCAGGCCUGGGCACACUCUGCCCCGCUGUGUCCGACCCGCUCGCUCUGGACGGCGGCGUACGACUACGAGGCAAGCGGGGAGGAUGAACUCAGCCUCCGUCGUGGCGACGUGGUGGAAGUGCUCUCCAAAGACGCUGCGAUCUCCGGGGACGAGGGUUGGUGGACUGGGAAAAUCAACCACAGAGUCGGUAUUUUCCCGUCAAACUAUGUUACGUACCAGCCCGCUAUUUAUCGAUUGCCUACCACCGGCUGCACGGUGGGAGUCCGGGAGCGCGUCCCCAGCCUCCCGCCAGCCGAGAUAGUUUUUAGCGAACUCGUUCUUGAAGAAAUCAUAGGCGUUGGAGGGUUCGGCAAGGUGUACCGGGGGACGUGGAAGGAUCAAGAGGUCGCCGUGAAGGCUGCCCGUCAAGACCCAGAUGAGGACAUCACUGCCACCGCUGACGGGGUCAAACAAGAAGCCAAACUUUUCUCCAUGCUGCAACACCCCAACAUCAUCAAACUCGAGGGAGUUUGUUUGGAGGAACCCAACCUGUGCCUGGUCAUGGAGUACGCCCGCGGUGGUACCCUGAACCGGGCACUGACCGGAAGGCGCAUCCCACCGCACAUCCUGGUCAACUGGGCUGUUCAGAUCGCACGCGGGAUGUUAUACUUACACGAGGAGGCCGUGGUACCCAUCAUCCACCGUGACCUGAAGUCUAGCAACGUGUUGCUACUGGAGACGAUCGAGAACGACGACAUCGGGAGGAAGACACUGAAGAUCACAGACUUUGGUCUGGCUCGGGAGUGGCACAACACCACCAAGAUGUCCGCCGCAGGAACCUACUCCUGGAUGGCCCCUGAGGUCAUCAAGUCCUCGCUCUUCUCUAAAGGCAGUGACGUAUGGAGCUACGGGGUGCUGCUGUGGGAGCUGCUGACGGGCGAGGUGCCGUACCGGGGGAUCGACGGGCUGGCCGUGGCCUACGGUGUGGCCGUCAACAAGCUGACCCUGCCCAUCCCCUCCACCUGCCCCGAGCCCUUCGCCAAGCUCAUGGAAGAGUGCUGGGACCAGGACCCCCACGUGCGGCCCUCCUUCUCCUGCAUCCUGGAGCAGCUGUCGGCCAUCGAGGAGGCGGUGAUGGCCACCAUGCCCCAGGAAUCCUUCCACAGCAUGCAGGACGACUGGCGCGUGGAGAUCCAGGAGAUGUUCGACGAGCUCAGGACCAAAGAGAAGGAGCUGCGCUCGCGGGAGGAGGAGCUGUCGCGGGCCGCCCUGCAGCAGAAGUCCCAGGAGGAGCUGCUGAAGCGGCGGGAGCAGCAGUUGGCGGAGCGGGAGAUCAACGUGCUGGAGCGGGAGCUCAACAUCCUCAUCUUCCAGCUCAACAAGGACAAGCCCAACGUCAAGAAGAGGAAGGGCAAGUUCAAGCGCUCCCGCCUAAAGCUGAAGGACGGCAACCGCAUCAGCCUGCCCUCGGAUUUCCAACACAAAAUCACGGUGCAGGCCUCGCCCUCAAUGGACAAGAGGCGGAGUCUUCACAGCACAAACUCCUCCCCUCCCAGUAGCCCCACCCUCAUCCCGCGACUACGAGCCAUUCAGCUGCAGUGUCGUCCGCACAGGGACAGUCUGUAUGUUUACCAGCAGGAGGUGGAUCUCACCAGCGAGUUGGCUGCAGACCACUCAGGGCUCAGGAGCAAAGUGACCCUGGAUGAGAGCAACCGGACGUGGGGCCGCAGCACCCUCUUCAGGCCCGAGGAGUUCGACGACGUGAAGAAGGGCAUCAAGAAGAAGGGCCGGACCUGGGGCCCCAGCUCGGUGCAGAGCAAGGAGCGGCCUGCCACCGCCGAGAGAGUUCGACCCCUCUCUGAUGGCAACAACCCGUGGUCCACCAGUCUGCUGAAGACCCAGAAGUCCGUCCCCCUGGCGGCGCUGUUCGCUGAACAAGGGGGCGGUAAAGACGACACCUACUCCCCAGACGGCGGAGAUGGUGGCAGCAGCAGCAGCUCGAAACCAAAGCAACUCAAGUUCCCCAACCAGGUGUACAUCGACCUACCUCUGUGGAGGGAGGACCCGGAGGCCCAGGGCACCGGGGCCGCUCCCUGCUGGCCGGGCGGGGAGCUUGGGACCGCGGGGGGGCCGGAGUGUCCCGAGGACCCCUGCACCACCACAUCCACCUCCUCCACCUCCACAACCCCCCAGGUCACGCCCACCAACAGCCUGAAGCGUGCCUCGGCGCGACGCCGGACCGACGCGGUGCUGUACGGAUGCGGGGCCCUGCUGGCCUCGCUGGCGCUGGGCUACGACCUGCGGGAGGCCCUCAGGAGCCCCGAGGACGCCGGGGAGCCGCAGCGCGAGGAGAAGAAGAAGAAGGAGGGGCUCUUCCAGCGCGCCACCCGCUUCCGACGCAGCACCUCUCCACCGGGAGGCCGCGCCCCCCGCAAGGAGGAGCCCGCCUCUGGCCACUCCCCCGGCCACGCCCCCGGACCCGUCAAUCUCAUCUCCAUGUCGGCCAUCGUGGAGGGCAACGCCUCCAGUGGUGUGCUGCGGACGGGGGGAGGCGGGGGUGCGGAAGGGGACCCGGGGGGGAAGGGGGAGGCUCCGGACGCCGUGGCCGGGGUGGAGGGGCAGCAGGACACGGUGGCAGGAGCAGCUCGGACCCAGAGCCAGCCCCCGGCACAGACACCCAGCCCGGCACCAGAGCCGGGGCACCCGGUCCCAGGACUACGGUUACGGAGGAGGAAGUCCUCCUCCACCAGCCCCAGUACCAAUGGGCCGCCGCCAGAGCAGGCUCCUCCUCCUCCCUCCACCAAUCAGAAGAAGUCAGAGAAGGAGCAGAAGAACGGCCCGGCGGCGGUGGAGCACAGGAAGAAACCUGAGGCGCCGUGCUCCAGGCCCCGGCCCCUGUCCCUGCGGGCCAAGCCCCAGACCUGGGCCCUGCUGCGGGGCCGCAACAAGAGCUACUCCCUGGGCCACUACUCGGGCCACAAGAGCUCCCAGGCCCUGACGGUGAUGCUGGGCCCCCAGGGGCCCGGCGUGGCGGACUGCUCCCUGCUGGACAUGGACACGGAGGGCCAGAAGAGGGACUGCACCGUGCCGCUGUGCCGCAUCCAGAGCUCCCCGGGCCGCCCCUCCGUCUUCCAGCUGGAGAAGGACUUCCUCUCCUAGGGGCCCGGAGAGGUCUGUUGGUGGUGGUGCUGCUGCUGGGCGCUGAGCCGGGGGCCCCCGUACCCAUAGUGUUCUACUACAGGAAGGGCUCCUCCAACGUCUCCAGCGCUGGACCUCCUGGAAGUCACUGCCUGUUGAUUUUUAUUUUCAUUCAUAUAUUCAUACAUUCAUUCCAGAUCAAAGAGCUGCAUUCAGAGGAAGGUUCCAGAGCUGUGAAGGCAGCUCUACCGCUUUGGUUCAGGUGCUCCGCUGCCCUCGCUGGCCUUUAGACCCUCUCCAAGGUGGCCUUGUCUUCUCUUCCUCCCUUCCUCUCUUUGAUCUAUGAUUGGCACAGCUAAACGUUGACCGCCGCUGUAGCCAAUGGCAACACGGUUCCUUCACCUGUUUUAUUUAUACAUGUUGCCGUUGGUGAUGUAGAAGAGACUCGCUGCAGGGUGGAGCAGGGUGUGAGCAGCGCGGCGGAGAAGGUAAGCUUCCCUCUGGUUUCCUUACGGACCCCCUGGCGCCGGUACUGAUAGUCAUCAGACUUGUUACAGAAUAAUUGAUGCAUUUAUUGUCAAGCAGUAACUAAAUCCAAUCAAAACGCUUUGAUUUACAAAGCGUCUUUUUUGUUUGUUUGUUUUUAUCCAUUUCCUUUGGCGGCUGGUACCUGUCUGUCUUCAAUGUUGAUGCCAGUUUGGGGAAGACUAAUUAUGAUCCGAGUGCUAGCAAUGCAUGGGUGUAAAGUUUCCACUCAGAAUUUAGACUGAAAUGAAAUCCAAAAGACUCUACCUUAUCUCUGGAACAUAGCCGUAUGGCGCUUAUAUGGCUUUUGUAAAAGUAUUUAUAUUCAACAUCUCCUCAACUUUUGGCAUUCACAAUUGUGUGAAUCUUAAUUUUAUGAAAAAUCAAGAAUCUAUAAGUAAUGAAUAACUCUUUAAUGUAAUAAUACGCUAGGAAGUGUAAACCAAGUAACAGCGUAUAAAAAAACCACUUGUUCCACGUGAGGAUGUAAUUACGUUAAGACCAUGGUACUGAUGACUUAAAAAAACAAUCAAUAACCAAUAUGUGUUGGCCUUUUCUUGUGGUGUGCUGGGAAGUCGGUAAAGAUAAUGAAUUGAAGUUGUGUCAAGGCCAGAUGUAACGUGUGUGCGUGGUUCACAGGACGUUCAACUUUAUUAUUUUAUAAACCAGACACAUGCCUUCGCUACUGCUUUAACGACCACUAAAACCAUUCUGAAGUAGUGGGAAGGAAACCAUUAUAAUGGAGGAGGUUUUUAUUCGACAAGACCAAUUCUCAGAAACACCGUCGCCUUAUUGAUGUACUUCAUGAAGCACCGCAUUUCAUCAUACUGUAACAUGAUUUUGUAUCGCAAAGCUAGGAUUUCAGGGCUUCAGCAGCCAGCCAAUAAGAGACGCAUAACAACAUAACUAGCCUACCACUAUCUCAGAGUUCUACGCACUGCUAUUACUGAAGGUUAGUCUGAGCUGAGCAGGACUGCUCUAUGCAUACCCCCCCGAUGUCUUAACAGUGGAGAACAUAUCUUCAAUCGAGCACAAUGUUUUUGAACAAGGGCUCUCUCAGUCUCAUGUAUUUGACCAAAACCACUACGUGAAAAACCAGCUGCUUAUAUAGAUGACAUAUAUAUAUUUUUAAAGAGAUCUGAAUAUGACCUCAGCUCGUCUGAUGACACCCUACACACUGCUCCUCUGUGAUUAUUCCCCGAGACGUCGGAAGGACAUAAUGAACAAAGUGCGGGACGUGAUCUGUUUUUUAAUUUGUUCUGUUUGAUGUAAAUCUUUUAUUUUUGUUAUCACAACAGUAUUGGUUAUUUUUCACUCCUGAUUGAUCAAAAUAAGAGAGUAUUGAACAAUGUUAAUAAAGUGUAAAUCAGGACUUAGAUUUGACCCUUGUGUUUUGUUUACAAGAUUGAAUAAUUUAUAUUGCCUGAGAAAACGAUGCUUAGUCAUAUUGUGAGUUUUAAGAAAUAAAAAAAAACUUUAUUCUGGAGCAAAUAGCUGAUGAUUUGUGUACAGUUUCAGACAUUUGCACCAGGUCCGUUUUUUAACAGAAUGUUACAUGAAUCAUUAAGAAUAAAGCUUGAAAUAUUUAAUGUGAGUCGUCUUCUUCCAUUCUGCGCCGGCCGCCGUCAGCCUGAAGCUGGAAGUGAGGACUGAAUCCACAGAGGUGUGGGUUCAGAUCCUUCUCGUAUCCUCCAACAGCUCAGCUAGGGAUCAGGAUCUGAAGGAGUGAAGAGGCUGGAUGAAAGAAGAGAGGGGAAGAGUGGUGAAGGAGAAACAAGUUGUGUGGAUGUUUUCAGGUGAUAUGAAGUGGGAGUCUAAAAGGAAGUGACAUUAGCAUUAACAAAAGAUACCACUUAUUGUAUACGGUGCGUUAUACAUAUACAGUAUCUAUCUACAUAUAUAUAUAUAUAUCUAUGCAGAAAUACAUCUCUUUUACAGUUUGACAGGAAUAAAUACUAAACAAAUACUAAAUAUCUAACUCUGUGCUCUAGGUCUUUCUCAAAAAGAGCAAUACGUUAAGAACACAACUUCAAUUAGCACUGGCUGUAGAAGGUUUCUACCCCCAAAGCAUUACAUCAGCUUGGUUACAACGGCAAAAUAAUCCAGAGCUUUCCAUUAACCCUAAAGUAUUUAUUAAUUUACGUGCAUAUGUAUUUAUUUAACAGUGUUCAGUCGUGCAGUAAGUACCUGGCGGCUGCAUGCUGCAGAGUAGUGAUGCAUAAGGAGGGCGUGGGGGCACUGCUCUUGCCCCGCAGACACACCACACACUGGGCCUGGAGGCAGUACUCGGUGCCUGCUCUCAGGUAGUCCAGGACCAACUCCUUCUUACAAGACUUCAUCUCAAUCCUGUCCUGCAGAGAGGACAAGAGGAUGGAAGGAAGGAAACAAUGGGAGGCCGACAGUAGUUGAAGGGUUGGUUAUACCGUAUCUUGUAAUCUCCUUCUC
Molecule: messenger RNA, 7209 nt
Organism: Gadus chalcogrammus (walleye pollock)
Lineage: Eukaryota; Metazoa; Chordata; Actinopteri; Gadiformes; Gadidae
Gene: map3k21
Product: mitogen-activated protein kinase kinase kinase 21
Exons: 11
Coding region: 1045-4260 (1071 amino acids)
Biological process (GO): protein phosphorylation
Molecular function (GO): JUN kinase kinase kinase activity; ATP binding; protein binding
Source: RefSeq, a predicted model, not a curated record